UUAUUUCAUGAAAUCUAACUGUAAACACAGGUGUAAAAAUUGUGUUUUAGAACGUUAUAUUAGUUAAAUUGUGAUGUGCAAAUAAUUUAUAAAAUAUAUCAGUAUAAAAAAUAUCUUAUGUGAUCAAGAAAUAUCGAAUUAACCAAGAAAUACCGCAGUUCAUCUACGUCACUAGGUACUACACAAAGUAGGUAACUAUGUCGCGCCAAGUGGACUCGAGUAUUAUUCGACUUUUAGAUGGGUUGGGUCUCGAGGGUGACGAAAAUGACUUUUGUGAUUUUACCAUAGCCGAUCAAAACUCAGUUGCCGAAUCUCAAGGAAUAACUCCUACCACUCCCUCAAACUUCAAACCCGUGCUCGGUGGUAACGUCACUUAUGUGGUGGCAUGCGUAAUUUUGAAUGAACGUAACGAAUUGCUAAUGAUGCAAGAAGCAAAGGAGAGCUGCGCGGGUAAAUGGUACCUGCCGGCCGGGCGAAUGGAGAAAGGCGAAACUAUAGUCGAAGCUGCGGUCAGAGAGGUUUUAGAGGAAACCGGCUUACAUUGUAAACCGGAAACUUUGUUGGUCGUCGAGACAGCUGGGGGAACUUGGUUCAGAUUCGUCCUAACGGGCCAUGUCACCGGUGGUGAACUCAAAACCCCUGCUAAAGCAGACAAGGAAUCACUGCAAGCAAAGUGGAUAUCAGACUUACAGGAAAUAUCACUCAGGUCCAAUGAUAUAAUUCAUCUCAUAGAUAAAGUGAAACUGUAUAAGCAAAGAAAACCUGGUGAAAAUUGGCACAAACAAAUCCUGCCUGCGCCGGUUGCUCACACUAAGGACAUGCUGAGGUUGAUUAUAUUUAUUAAAAAACGAAGCACAAACAGGCUACAUGUUUUGCUGAGUGAAAAGUCAAUGUUACAUUUUCCAACUUGCGAAAUAAACCCUGCCAAGAGUUUACACUCCACCCUGCGAAGGUUCAUGGUUGAAAUGUUUGGGGCCGAUGUGGCUCAGCAUAGACCCAUAGGUCUUUUCAAUGUGGAGGCCGAUCCAGCAGCAGACGGCUGUUGUCUGACUCUCCUGGUCGUGUUCAGGCCACCUUUGGAAGAAGUACCACUGAUUGGUAAAUGUGUCUGGCAGGAACUCUCACCUGAAGUUGAAAAGAGAUGCAUACCGAUAGCUUCAACCAAAAAUUCAACAAUUGAAUUACAUGUAGUCCGCUAAUGCAAUGUGAAACUCACAUUAUUGGCCAUAAAAUACUCAUUUUCUAUUUUAUUGUGGUAUUUAAUAACACUAACAAUUAGUAUUAUUAAUUUGAUAUAAUGACAUACAAGGUUACUGUGCCUUGUCUAAGUACUUAAAUUAAUAUCAAUGUAUUAAUAUUCAUUUUACAUUUUGUAAUCAUAACAUUCCAGUGUACUAACUUAUUCUAUGUAUUCAAUGGUGAUGGCCUAUACUAUAAAAUAUGUAUAAUACAAAUGAACUUAUCACUAAUCUCAUAUUCUUGCCAAUACAAAGGAAUAAGAGAAGAUCUAUUCACAUGACUUUAAAUUUUUAAUAAGUUUUUUGUAUUUAAACCGGAUAAUGCAUCACAAAUUUUAUUUUGUAGAAGAAUACAACACUAUACAGAGUAGGAAAGCUAUUGCUUUUGCAGCUUUUUACAUUUUUAUGUAAUUAAUAUUACUUUUACAGCUCUCUAAAAUCACAAUUUUUAUUAAUUAAUUUUAAGUGCAUUCAAAACAUUCCCAGUUCUGACUUGGCAUUUAUUGGUCUGACAAUAAGCUUUUAAUCAUAUUAUUAUAACCAGUGGUUGCUAUUUGAUAAGGUUGUGAAUACUAAUUUUAUUUUGUAAUUUGAAUCUCUGCAGCAUAACAAUUUGAAUUGUGAUUUAGCCACAGUUAGUAGAUUUGUGUGCUGUCCCUUUAGCUACUAAAAAUAUAAAUAAAAGAUCUGCUACAAUUUACAAAGUGUAAUGAAACCCAAAAAGCACUGGUGCUACAGUAUUAUAAAGAAAGUAGAUAUAGAUUUCUAUGAUCAUGUUUGACCAAAUGACAAAAUGUUUGAUCAAUUUAGCCUACCAGUCAUAUUAUUCUAAUGUAUCUUUAAUUUAUUAUUCUUGUUUGGUCAAAUAUAUCUAAAUAUGAUAUUAUUGUUAUAAUAUUAUUCAAACAGCUUUACAAAUGUUACA
Messenger RNA from Aricia agestis (brown argus), 2163 nucleotides. RefSeq names its product 8-oxo-dGDP phosphatase NUDT18. The coding region runs from base 198 to 1199 and encodes 333 amino acids. The transcript has a single exon. Gene Ontology annotation, molecular function: 8-oxo-dGDP phosphatase activity; 8-oxo-GDP phosphatase activity; magnesium ion binding. Lineage: Eukaryota; Metazoa; Arthropoda; Insecta; Lepidoptera; Lycaenidae. The record is from RefSeq and is a predicted model, not a curated record.